Acanthosepion pharaonis is the source of this 2628-nucleotide messenger RNA. NCBI's taxonomy places the organism in Eukaryota, Metazoa, Mollusca, Cephalopoda, Sepiida, Sepiidae. The record is from the annotation of a GenBank genome assembly.
AUGACAUUACCUGCCCAGAACCAACUAGGACAACUCAUAGCCAAAAGGCGUACUCCCAGAAUCCAAGAACAGUAUGCCAAAAUUGGUGGCGGAUCUCCAAUCAAACAAUGGACAGCCAUCCAAGGUGAAAGAAUGGUGGAAAUACUUGACCGAAUAAGCCCAGAAACUGCUCCUCACAAAUAUUACAUUGGUUUUCGGUAUGCUCCACCAUUAGCAGAAGACUCAAUUGAAGAAAUGGAAAAUGAUGGUGUUGAACGAGCAAUAGCUUUUACACAAUAUCCACAGUAUACAUGUUCCACAACAGGAAGCAGUCUUAAUGGCAUUUAUAAAUAUUACAGUCAACGUGGAGCACCAAGUGAUAUGAUCUGGAGUGUAAUUGAUCGAUGGCCUACCCACCCAGGUUUGGUGCAGGCCAUUGCUGAACGAGUCAGAGAAGGUCUACUGAAUUUCUCUGAAGAUACACGCAAUGAUGCUGUUAUUCUUUUCUCUGCCCAUUCUCUUCCUUUAAAGGUUGUAGAGCGUGGAGACACCUACCCUGGUGAAGUAGCAAUGACAGUUGGAAAAGUGAUGGAAUCUCUCAAUUAUUGCAAUCCAUAUCGAAUUGUGUGGCAAUCAAAGGUUGGUCCACUCCAGUGGCUUGCUCCACAGACAGAUGCUGCCAUUCGAGGUUUUGUUACUCGAGGAAAGAAGAAUUUACUUCUAGUGCCAGUAGCUUUUACCAGUGACCACAUAGAAACUCUGUAUGAAAUGGAUCUAGAAUACAUUGAAGAGUUAGGAGCUGAGGUUGGUGGUAAUCUUCAUCGUGCACCUUCUUUAAAUGACAGUUCUAUAUUCAUUGAGGCUUUGGCAGAUAUUGUGCAGUCACAUUUACAAUCUGAGCAAUGUGUAUCAACACAACUCUCUCUCCAAUGCCCUGGUUUGUUACGGAGCCCACCGUCUUUGCCGGGACGCGGACGGAGCCCACCGUCUUUGCCGGGACGCGGACGGAGCCCACCGUCUUUGCCGGGACGCGGACGGAGCCCACCGUCUUUGCCGGGACGCGGACGGAGCCCACCGUCUUUGCCGGGACGCGGACGGAGCCCACCGUCUUUGCCGGGACGCGGACGGAGCCCACCGUCUUUGCCGGGACGCGGACGGAGCCCACCGUCUUUGCCGGGACGCGGACGGAGCCCACCGUCUUUGCCGGGACGCGGACGGAGCCCACCGUCUUUGCCGGGACGCGGACGGAGCCCACCGUCUUUGCCGGGACGCGGACGGAGCCCACCGUCUUUGCCGGGACGCGGACGGAGCCCACCGUCUUUGCCGGGACGCGGACGGAGCCCACCGUCUUUGCCGGGACGCGGACGGACGCCCCCACCGUCUUUGCCGGGACGCGGACGGAGCCCACCGUCUUUGCCGGGACGCGGACGGAGCCCACCGUCUUUGCCGGGACGCGGACGGAGCCCACCGUCUUUGCCGGGACGCGGACGGAGCCCACCGUCUUUGCCGGGACGCGGACGGGACCGUCUUUGCCGGGACGCGGACGGAGCCCACCGUCUUUGCCGGGACGCGGACGGAGCCCACCGUCUUUGCCGGGACGCGGACGGAGCCCACCGUCUUUGCCGGGACGCGGACGGAGCCCACCGUCUUUGCCGGGACGCGGACGGAGCCCACCGUCUUUGCCGGGACGCGGACGGAGCCCACCGUCUUUGCCGGGACGCGGACGGAGCCCACCGUCUUUGCCGGGACGCGGACGGAGCCCACCGUCUUUGCCGGGACGCGGACGGAGCCCACCGUCUUUGCCGGGACGCGGACGGAGCCCACCGUCUUUGCCGGGACGCGGACGGAGCCCACCGUCUUUGCCGGGACGCGGACGGAGCCCACCGUCUUUGCCGGGACGCGGACGGAGCCCACCGUCUUUGCCGGGACGCGGACGGAGCCCACCGUCUUUGCCGGGACGCGGACGGAGCCCACCGUCUUUGCCGGGACGCGGACGGAGCCCACCGUCUUUGCCGGGACGCGGACGGAGCCCACCGUCUUUGCCGGGACGCGGACGGAGCCCACCGUCUUUGCCGGGACGCGGACGGAGCCCACCGUCUUUGCCGGGACGCGGACGGAGCCCACCGUCUUUGCCGGGACGCGGACGGAGCCCACCGUCUUUGCCGGGACGCGGACGGAGCCCACCGUCUUUGCCGGGACGCGGACGGAGCCCACCGUCUUUGCCGGGACGCGGACGGAGCCACCGUCUUUGCCGGGACGCGGACGGAGCCCACCGUCUUUGCCGGGACGCGGACGGAGCCCACCGUCUUUGCCGGGACGCGGACGGAGCCCACCGUCUUUGCCGGGACGCGGACGGAGCCCACCGUCUUUGCCGGGACGCGGACGGAGCCCACCGUCUUUGCCGGGACGCGGACGGAGCCCACCGUCUUUGCCGGGACGCGGACGGAGCCCCACCGUCUUUGCCGGGACGCGGACGGAGCCCACCGUCUUUGCCGGGACGCGGACGGAGCCCACCGUCUUUGCCGGGACGCGGACGGAGCCCACCGUCUUUGCCGGGACGCAUUAGCCGAUUCGGAAAUACAGAUAAAGAUUCGAACGCUCAUCCUUUGUGCCCAGAGAGAAGCCAUGAGAGCCGCUCAAACCGACUGA